AUGGCGACCAAUUCUCGAAGAAGAUUUCAACAAGAAGCGGAUAACAAUAUUUGGCUUCCUACUGCAGCGAAUCUUCGACCAAUACCAGCAGAACUAAAUGCUCGAGGCCAAUAUGCAAAUAAUCCAUAUGAUUGUAUGACGUUAAAUUGCCUCUGCCCACAUUUUUUUGUAAGGAACUUUCUAUCGGAAAAUGGCAGAAUGGGAUCAGAACGCCAAUGUGUAUUACCAAAUGGACAACCUUUGACGAUGGGGCUUAGAAAAGAAUAUAGGAUGUUGACAGAAAAUGAACUUAACCGUUGGCACAAUGCACUUGCUCAGCUUAAGCUUAGCGGUGAAUAUGAUCGACUUGGAUUCGAGCACCAGGGAGUUGGAACUGGUAGUGGAGCACACUCGGGGCCUGGCUUUUUACCUUGGCAUCGGGAAUAUCUGAAAAGAUUUGAAAUUGCGCUUCGAUUAAUAGAUCCUUCAAUAGCAAUACCAUAUUGGGAUUCAGCAAUGGAUAAUUACUUGUUUGAUCCAAGAGAUUCGAUUAUAUUCAGUCCAAUAUUUGCAGGUGAAGUGGAUGUAUGGGGCAAUGUUAUUAAUGGUCCAUUUGCUUUUUGGAGGACGCUUGAUGGAAGAAAUUCAAUUUUGAGAAAUAUGGGUCAAGAAGGUGCUCUCUAUAGUGAAUUUAGCAUUGGACAAGUAAUGCAACAAACAAAUCUUGAAUAUGUCAUGGCAUAUACAGCACCACUGCUAGGUUGUCCAUACCCAGUAAAUUUUGGUGCAUUAGAAUAUUCUCAUUCUAACGUUCACCUCUGGGUUGGUGGACACAUGCGAGAGGCAGCAACAUCAACCAAUGAUCCUCUUUUCUAUAUGCAUCAUUCUUUCGUUGAUUUUAUUUGGGAACUUUGGCGACAGAUGAGGCAACCAAGAUGGGUUCGCGAAUCAGCAUAUACACCUGAUUUACCGCAAUGCGCUGAUCCACAACACUUCAGUUAUGCAGUUAUGAGACCAUAUUUCAAUCUAAUCAAUCGUGAUGGCCUCUCUAAUUUAUAUACGGAUCAACUAUAUCGUUAUGCUGCUAGACCUGGAUGUUCAAGAGAAAUACCGACAUGUGGAUCGCAAUAUUUAUUUUGCGAUACGCGUGGUAGCCCACAUUGUGUGUCAAAAAUUAAGUUCGGAGGUAUUUGUACCGGUUUCGAAGGUUUCGAUGCGUGUUAUAAUGGGAACUGUAUAAUGGAACGUUGCGUUCCUGGACCAACACCUGCACCAUUUGUACUGACCACUCAACCUUUGUCAACAACACAAAGGCGAAGCCAAAGUAUGCGCAGUAAUAGAACUUUUGCUGGUUGUUUUAAUCGUAGUCCAUGUUGUGAACAAUGGAGUCGCAAAGGAGCAUGUCGUAGGAAUAGAAAUUAUAUGAGACAAUUUUGUAGAGCAGCAUGUGGAAUUUGUCGCCCAACCUACAAUAUCAAUGAUGAAUGUGCUGAUCGGCAUUCAUCUUGUCGCAAGUGGGGACUCGAAGGUCAGUGUCAAGGUAAUUCUGGACAUUUUAUGGAGGAAAAUUGUCGAACAACAUGCAACUUAUGCCGUAUUGCUAAAAAUACCUCAUGCUCAUCAUUUUAA
Molecule: messenger RNA, 1608 nt
Organism: Dracunculus medinensis (Guinea worm)
Lineage: Eukaryota; Metazoa; Nematoda; Chromadorea; Rhabditida; Dracunculidae
Source: the annotation of a GenBank genome assembly